GAUGUUGAUAGUCUCGUUCUCAUUUUCUGGCGGCUAUUUGCAACAAUUUCUAACAACUAAAAAAAAUACACCAUGUGCGCAAUGAAUAGCCAUGAAACAGCAGUAAAAGCUGUCGCGACUUCAGUUCGUGCAUUCUUUGUUCAAAAAGAAUCAUUCAGAAUCUACCACGGAUCGACAAACAGCACAAGACCAAAGCAUCAAAAUCGUCUUGUUGAUAUCAGCAGCCUUAAAAAUGUGUUGAACAUUGACCCCAUAUCUCGUACAGCACUCGUUGAGCCGAACGUUCCCAUGGAUAGUCUUAUCGAGGCUACUUUGAAACAUGGUCUCAUACCGCCAGUAGUGAUGGAAUUCCCAGGUAUUACUGUCGGUGGGGGCUAUGCGGGAUCCGCUGGAGAAAGCAAUUCAUUCAAAUACGGAUAUUUUGACCAAACCAUCAACUCUGUGGAAAUGAUACUAGCAAAUGGAGAAGUUGUCACAGCAUCUCGUUCACAUAACGUAGACCUGUUCAAAGGGGCCGCUGGUGCAAUGGGGACUUUGGGAAUAGCCACGUUGAUCGAAUUGCAGCUCAUUCCUGCUAAGAGAUUUGUACAGCUGACUUAUGAGCGAAAGUCCUCGGAUCAAGAGACAAUCGAAGGGGUCAAGAAAGAGAUUGGAAACUCCACCAAUGACUAUGUCGAUGGUAUCUUGUUUUCCAAGAAUUUCGGCGUAGUAAUGACUGGAAAAUUGACAGAUGAUAAGCCAGCUACUAUGAAAGAGCAGUCUUUCAGUCAUGCUAGAGAUCCUUGGUUUCAUCUACAUAUACAAGAGCGGAUGAAUAACGAGCCUGGGAAGUCUUGUGUCGACUACAUACCACUGGGCGAAUAUCUAUUUCGGUGGGACAGAGGUGGAUUCUGGAUGGGCCAUCAAGCAUUUCAAUACUUUCCUUUUGUUCCAUUUAAUCGAUGGUCUCGAUGGUUUCUAGACGAUUUCAUGCAUACCCGAAUGCUGUAUCGAGCUCUACAUGGUACUGGCCACUCGUUUGAGCACAUUGUACAGGAUCUUUCACUUCCAUAUUCUACAGCGGAGGAAUUCAUUGACUACUCAGCAGCUGAGCUAAACAUAUGGCCACUAUGGCUAUGCCCUUUGCGAGAGAUGCAAGCUCCAACAUUCCAUCCCUCUACCACAUUACCGGGUCCAAGUAACAAUGCAAAACCAAUGCUCAACAUCGGUCUUUGGGGUCCAGGAUCUAAGAACCGAGAUGAGUUCUUCCGGCAAAAUCGUCAAUUGGAGAAGAAACUUGCGGAUCUGGGGGGCUUCAAAGUUCUCUACUCUCACACCUAUUACACAGAGACAGAAUUCUGGGAGCUAUACGACAGGAAGUGGUAUGAAAAUUUGCGGUCAAAGUACUCGGCUACAUCUUUACCUACAGUUUACGACAAAGUGAAGGUGGAUAUUUCAAAAUUCUCAGAGAUUAAGUUAUCUUGGUAUGAGUGGAUAUUGAAACUAUGGCCAGUAGCUGGAUUGGUGGGGAUCAGGUCUGCUAUCCGCAGUAGAGACUAUUUGUUACAUAGAAAGCCACUAUGGAGAGAAGGAAUGACAAUCCAGAAGCCUUAGUUUGUGUGGCUAUUCGACGGAGGUAAUUUGAUAAUUCUUAUAUUCAUUGUGGAUGGAGAUACCGGGAAAUUCUGAAGCGCUUUAGAUAGCUACCGACGAUCAAUCCCUCUUUUCUUUUUA
Molecule: messenger RNA, 1713 nt
Organism: Botrytis cinerea B05.10
Lineage: Eukaryota; Fungi; Ascomycota; Leotiomycetes; Helotiales; Sclerotiniaceae
Exons: 1
Coding region: 73-1593 (506 amino acids)
Biological process (GO): steroid metabolic process
Cellular component (GO): cytoplasm; membrane
Molecular function (GO): FAD binding; Delta24(24-1) sterol reductase activity
Source: RefSeq, a predicted model, not a curated record